AUGCAUCUCACCUCAAUGAACAGCACACUACGCACCGCCGCUCUCAGCAGUCGGUUUUCCCUAGCGGCCUCAGGACCCCUUCCUGCCACAACCCCAUUGUUCCAAUGCUGCCAGAAGCUCUCGCCCAGACCACAGGCCCGGCCUUCCAGCACAUCAACCACACAAUUCAAGGCGCUCAAGCCAUCGGCACGCCCUCAGAAGACCAUCACUCCUAUUAUUCGCAACACCACCGCUUUCCGUCUGAACUCCACUGCCACAAAUGCCUCUCACAUCCCACCUGCGAAGCUCGACUGGAAUACCUUCUUCAAGCUCCGCGCCUCUCGCCGACGAUACUCCCUUGGCUCGUCGAUCAUCGCCUCGAUGGCCAGCACCAUCAUCGGGGUGCAGGUGCUCUCUGAGCAGGAUCUGGAAUCCCUCGGAGCGCAGGUGAUGGGUCUGGACCCCUUCGUUGUGCUGGGCUUGGCCACUGCGGCAUGUGGUGCUGUCGGCUGGCUUGCUGGUCCGUUCCUGGGGAAUGCUGUUUGGGGACUGGUAUAUAGGCGAUAUAGGCCUGCUGUUGCGGUGAAAGAGAAGGAAUUCUACGAUAGAAUCAAGCGUUUUCGUGUUGAUCCCUCGUCCAACUCGAUUGCCAACCCUGUGCCGGACUACUAUGGUGAAAAGAUUGGCAGCGUGCAGGGUUAUCGGCAAUGGCUGAAGGACCAAAGGGCCUACAACCGCAAGAGACGCAGCUUCAUUGUCUAA
Molecule: messenger RNA, 741 nt
Organism: Aspergillus clavatus NRRL 1
Lineage: Eukaryota; Fungi; Ascomycota; Eurotiomycetes; Eurotiales; Aspergillaceae
Product: presequence translocated-associated motor subunit PAM17
Exons: 2
Coding region: 1-741 (246 amino acids)
Biological process (GO): protein import into mitochondrial matrix
Cellular component (GO): PAM complex, Tim23 associated import motor
Source: RefSeq, a predicted model, not a curated record